AUGUUCUUGUUCUUUUUUCUUCUUCUUCUCCUUCCUUCUUUUCCCUUUUUGAUUCCUCUCUUGUCUUCAUUUCUUGUUCUUCUUUUCUUUUUCUUCUUCUUCUCCUUGUUCUUUUCCUCCUUUUUUUUGUUCUUUUUUCUUUUCUCUCCCCUCCUCCUUCUUUUCUUGUUCUUCUUUUUCUUCUUCUUUCCCUUCCUCCUUUUUCUCCUUUUGAUUCCUUCCUCCUCCUUCAUGUUCUUGUUCUUUUUUCUUCUUCUUUCCUUCCUCUUCUUUUCUUCUCCUUUUGAUUCCUCCUCCUCCUUCAUGUUCUUGUUCUUCUUUUUCUUCUUCUUCUUCUUCUUCUUCUUCUUCUUCCCUUUCUCUUUUUUCCUCCUUUUGAUUCCUCUCUCCUUCUUCAUGUUCUUGUUCUUUUUUUUUCUUCUUCUUCUUCUCCUUUUUCCUCCUUUUUCCAUCCUCCCCUUCAUGAUUCUUCUUUUCUUCUUCUUCUUCUUGUUUUCCUCCUUUUGA
Molecule: messenger RNA, 507 nt
Organism: Acanthosepion pharaonis
Lineage: Eukaryota; Metazoa; Mollusca; Cephalopoda; Sepiida; Sepiidae
Source: the annotation of a GenBank genome assembly